AUGACUAUUCUGAUAAAGAGUGGUAAACCCCAGGAAGCUAUUGCCAUUUUUGAAAAUCUGAUUGAAGCAGGGCAUCAACCAUCUUUAGCAGCAUAUACUACCUUGUUAAAUGCCUUGACCACUCAGAAGUGUUUCAAGCCUAUACAUUCCAUUGUCUCACUGGUGGAAGAAAAACAAAUGAAACCUGACUCAAUAUUUUUUAACGCUCUUGUAAAUGCAUUUGCUGAAUCUGGGAACAUGGAGGAUGCCAAGAAAGUUGUUCAGAAAAUGAAAGAAAGUGGAUUAAAACCUAGUACAUGCACUUAUAACGCAUUGAUAAAAGGAUAUGGGAUUGCAGGUAAGCCUGAAGAGUCAAUGAAGUUGUUAGAUCUUAUGUCAACAGAAGGAAAUGUGAAACCCAAUCUCAAGACAUACAAUAUGCUUAUCAGAGCUCUGUGUAAACUGAAGAAGAUGUCUGAGGCAUGGAAUGUGGUAUAUAAGAUGUCUUCUUCUGGAAUACAACCAGAUGCUGUUACCUUCAACACUAUAGCAACUGCUUAUGCUCAGAAUGGAAAGACUGCUCAGGCUGAAGCAAUGAUUUUGGAGAUGCAGAGGAAAGGUUUGCAACCCAAUGAGAGAACUUGCACCAUCAUCAUGAGUGGAUAUUGUAGAGAAGGUCAAGUAAAGGAGGCCCUAAGGUUCGGAUACAGGAUGAAGGAUUUGGGUUUGCAACCUAAUCUUAUUAUACUUAAUUCCCUGGUUAAUGGUUUUUUGGACAAGAUGGAUGAAGAUGGUGUCGAGGAGGUGUUAAAGUUUAUGGACGAAUAUCAGAUCCAACCAGAUGUGGUAACAUAUAGUAACAUGAUGAAUGCAUGGAGCCAAGCUGGACUCUUGGAAAAGUGCAAGGAAAUCUACAAUAAAAUGUUAGAAUCUGGUAUAAAGCCGGAUGUGCAUGCUUAUAGUAUUUUGGCUAAAGGUUAUGUUCGAGCACAAGAAAUGGAAAAUGCUGAAGAACUGCUAACUGUCAUGUCUAAAUCAGGUGUCCACCCAAAUGUUGUUAUAUUUACAAAUGUCAUAAGUGGAUGGUGCAGUCUUGGCAGAAUGGACAAUGCCAUGAGGGUUUUUGACAAGAUGGCUGAAUUUGGGAUCUCUCCAAAUUUGAAGACCUUUGAGACACUGAUCUGGGGAUACGCAGAAGCAAAACAGCCCUGGCAAGCAGAAGGCAUACUCCAAAUAAUGCAAGAGUUUCAUGUUCAACCCAAGAACUCAACCAUUUUGCUUCUUGCAGAAGCUUGGUGUAUAGCUGGACUGAAAGAAGAGGCAAAGACAAUACUUCGUACUGUAAAACCUGAGCAAAUUACCAAUUCAGUUGAGGAAGAGGAAAAUACACCAGCAAAAAUUUACCCAAAGCCACAUACUAAUGCUCCUUUCUGUAGUCUCUUACAGAUUCCAUCUAUAUCUUCCACUAAAGGUUCAGCUUUAACGUCUAGAAGAAAUAUAAGGCUCUUUAGAGAUGAGCACAAUAUAUAUGCAAGUAACAUUAUUCCUCGCUAUAUUCCAUAG
This is a messenger RNA of Sphenostylis stenocarpa, 1542 nucleotides long. Lineage: Eukaryota; Viridiplantae; Streptophyta; Magnoliopsida; Fabales; Fabaceae. The record is from the annotation of a GenBank genome assembly.